Nicotiana attenuata is the source of this 1362-nucleotide messenger RNA. RefSeq lists its product as uncharacterized. The transcript has 3 exons. Bases 1 to 1362 code for a protein of 453 amino acids. The record is from RefSeq and is a predicted model, not a curated record. NCBI's taxonomy places the organism in Eukaryota, Viridiplantae, Streptophyta, Magnoliopsida, Solanales, Solanaceae.
AUGAGUUCGACUGUCGAAGACAUAUCUAGUAGUUCUGGUGUAACUGAUAAUUCUACUGUAACGCCUUCCUCUCCACUAUAUCUGCUUCCUUCUGAUUCACCUGGUACAAUUUUGGUGACCACAACUUUUGACGGCACUGGGUAUGGAAGUUGGCGUCAAGGAAUGUUAUUAGGACUCUCAUGCAAGAAUAAACUAGGCCUUAUCAAUGGGAAAGUUGCACGACCUAAUUCCACCUCUCCUUUGCUCGAACCAUGGAUUAGGUGUAACGAUAUGGUUGUGGCUUGGAUUCUGAAUAGUUUGGAUAGGGAAAUUAGGGAGACUGUGAUGUACACUGAAAGUGCUGAGAAACUUUGGAAGGAGAUUGAGCGCAGAUUUGGUCAAGCUAGUGGAAUUAAGAUUUUUCAGAUUCGUAAGGAAAUAUCCCCGAUUACCCAAGGUUCAUCAAGCAUUUCAUCAUAUUUUAACAAAAUUAAAAAGCUUUGGGAUGAGCUUUCUUUCUCUGUAUCAUAUCCUGAUUGUGUUUGUGGAUGCAAAGAGACCUACCAAAGGUUAGAUGAAGAACGGAAGGAGAAACAUACUAUGAUGAAACCUCUACCUGAUGUGGAUAGUGUGUAUUCGAUGCUUGUUAAUGAUGAGAGCCAGUCUAGUGUUCAAUCCAAUGUGUCAUCUCUUAAUUCUGAUUCUACUGCUUUCUCUGCUGGUGUUCAGAAGCCAUAUUCUCAAAGAGUUAAUUUUGACUCUCAAAGAGCUAGUUUCGACUCUUCCAGAAAGAACAAUAUUGUUUGUCGUUAUUGCAAGAAUCCUGGUCAUCAGAUUGACAAAUGCUACAAGCUUCAUGGCUAUCCUCCUGGUUUUCAGACUAAGUUCAAACGGACUGCAGCAUUUGCUCAAGUGUCUGAUACACCACCUGUUGGACAUCCUGAAAACUCUACUAGUGAUACUAAGAUAAUUCAAUCUGAUGGUGGGAAUUCUAGUAUAACCAAGGAACAGUUUGAUCAAUUUUCGAGUCUUCUGCAUUCUCGAGCUUCUGGGACAUCACAAGAGAUCUCUGUUGGUUCUGCUAAUUUUGCAGGUCUGAUAGAUAAUCCUGAUUUCAAAACUUGUGGUAUGCUUGCUUGCAAUUUUUCUAGGGUAGAGGAUAGCCCUUGGAUCAUAGAUUCAGGGGCAACUCAUCACAUGACCCCACACUCUUCUUUUCUAACUGACAUUAAACCUCUAGUCUUACCUUAUCUUGUCACUAUACCAAAUGGUUAUAAGGUAAAAGUGACUUGUACAGCUGAAUUGUUUGCUUAUUUCUCCUCUAUUGCUUGUGUUUUGCACGGCCCUUCUCUGAAGAAGCCAGUGGCUCUUGGUAGUCUUUAG